Molecule: messenger RNA, 1155 nt
Organism: Brassica napus (rape)
Lineage: Eukaryota; Viridiplantae; Streptophyta; Magnoliopsida; Brassicales; Brassicaceae
Exons: 3
Coding region: 434-937 (167 amino acids)
Source: RefSeq, a predicted model, not a curated record
AUUGAAAUAAUAUGUAAUAUCAAGAAUGAUUUCAAUAAAAAAAUAAUGUGAAGUCUGACUUUUUUGGAUCGGUAUUGAACCAAACGAUUUUAUGCCCAAAAUAUAUGUAGUCCAAAAGGUUUUGAUCUAGAAAUUCUAUUUUUUGGGUUUAUAUAUAACUAAGUCAAAUCUUAUAGAACCAGACUUCAAAACUUCGAUCAUAAUUUACAUAUCUAAGUAAAUUUUCAUAUUAGUACACCAAGUUAAUUUUCAUAUUAGUACACCAUGUUAAUUUUCAUAUAAACGUUUUUACAUUAAAAAAAAUACAUCAAUUACUUCUUUUUUUCAUAAUAAUUUUUUUUUCCAAUCUAAGUUUGUUUUCAUAAUAAUUGUUAGGGUAUAUCUUCACGUGGCCCAACUCGCAUAGGGUUUUCUCGCAUAACUCCCUGUCUCGAUGGUUCCCGAUCUUGCGACGGAAAGAUCCGAUCCUCCUUCACCGAAGCGUCAGAAGACGGACGAGGAAACAACCUGCUAUGAUGGCCGUCCCGAGGAUUUCGAUUCCGACGAGUGCACCGACGAGGACAUGCAACUGUUCGACCAAGAGUUGGAUAUGAUCGGCGGGGGUUUUGAAAUCGACUUCAAAAAAUUUCGCUACUGUUUUGGUUGGAGACCACUGGAUCUGGAUGAUAGUACAAUGGUUGAUGAGCCUGAAACCAACAGAGAUUUUAUCGCUACGUUGGUGAACCUCGCUCUCACCAAGUACAACGCAGACAAAGGAACAAGCUUGGAACUGGGAAAGAUUUUGAUUGCCAACUUUCAUCCAUCUUGUGCCGUCACUUUCUACAUCUCAUUCCAAGUCAAUGAUCCUUCAGAUGGUAAUCAGACAAAACCCUAUCGAGCAGUGGUUCGCUACUUCCCAGGAGACAUUGAAGUUGUCUCUUGCAAUCCCAAAUAUUGAAUUAUGUGAUAGAGGUUUUAUAGCAAUCAACCAGUCUCCUCCUUCUGUCUCAUGGGUUUAAAGAUUGAAGAAUUGUUUGUUUAUGCUUAGCUCAAAGGGAAAGAAAAGUGUUUGCAUGAUGUUUCUCCAACUUUUUUCUUUUCUUUUUUUAUGUUAUGUUCAACUUUUAUCAUCACACUGUUCCAGACAAAGAUAUAUAAUACUGCGAGAUUCUUCAC